Entamoeba invadens IP1 is the source of this 2301-nucleotide messenger RNA. RefSeq lists its product as hypothetical. Bases 1 to 2301 code for a protein of 766 amino acids. The record is from RefSeq and is a predicted model, not a curated record. Gene Ontology annotation, molecular function: snoRNA binding; protein binding. Lineage: Eukaryota; Evosea; Mastigamoebida; Endamoebidae. The transcript has a single exon. Gene Ontology annotation, cellular component: small-subunit processome.
AUGUCACAAAACAGUGUCGAGCUGAUUAAACAAGAGCUCAAUGAAAGCGGCUGGGAAGAAAUUCCGGCCAAAGACCCGUACUAUAAAAUCCGGACUAAAAACUAUGGGAAGGCGUCGUUAGAGUGUAUUUUUAAAGUCGAACCCACACAAGCGGACUAUUAUGAAUUGUUUCAAAGCCCUGAGGCUGUUUCGACGUGGUACCCCUUUCUCCAUUCAGUUGUUAAAAAAGACGGGGAGUAUACUGGGAUGUUUUUAAGCCCAACUGCACAAACGUUUCUACCAUUUCAGUUUCAAUAUGAUGUUCAGAAGACUUCUGAAGGGGUGUAUGUCGUAUUAAUAGGUACUCCAACGAUAUUUAUCUAUAUUGAUAUUAAAACGAGUGAAAUCCACAUCAUUUACUCUUUACAUGCUGUUCGAAGUCAAUUAAUGUCGUCUUGUUACUUGAUCUUUAAGUGUUUGGAAGACAUCUUAUCUCGCGAUGAAGACGUCAAGAUCAGAAAUGCCAUUGAACAAGUGUGUUACCCGCAUUACACCACACCCCCAUUAAGUCGCUAUAUCCACGAAUCGCAGCGCGUUCGAAUCACUGCAAACGAAGACGGCGAUGAAAUGUUCAUCCAAGCUGACUUACGCAUUCCUUUGCGGCCACAGACCUUCUUCGAGAUCAUGACUUCUCGCAACGCUUUGACUUCAAUCACUACAGAGAAUGAGAUGGUUAAAGAGUCCAGAAUAUUCACUAUAAGACACUUCUUGUUCAACACUUUGAUACAACCAACAGUCUCCACUGAUGUCGUCUUAGCUUACAGACUCACUCAAGAGUGGACUUCUAUAGUCUUCAAGUCAAUUGAAUCGGACUGUUGUUCAAAAUCCCACACAAAGACUAUUCUUUUCCAAGAGAGUGUUAUUAACUUCAGACAAUGCGGCGAAGAUGACACUCGAGUCCGCUUCUCAGUCUUAUUAAGUCUUCCCGUCGUCUCAUCUUACCCGCCGCCUCUUAGAGAGAAGUUCUUAUCCAAUUUGGUCGCUCCAAUCCUCUUCUUCUUCGCUACGAUAGCAACGCCAAUCCCACUUUCAAUCCAAAAUGUCCCACUCACCGACCAGAACUUCCCCGAGAUGACCACAAUCGAGUCGAUGUCGUCACUUCUCUUGAACGCAAUCACUCUUUCUAAGUCAAAGAAGAAACAAGUCACAACACUUCAGUCAAUGCCCGAGCAAAUUCUUCUCAAGAUCUUUGCAAACGUCGGCGUCGAUGAGAUCAAAAACGUCCAAGAACUCUGCAAACAGUUCUAUUCAUUAGUGAACGGGUCAAUGGCUACAGAGACGUGGAAGGGGAUAUUUAACUCGACGUGUUACUUCAAUGGGAAGGCCACGAUGGAGCCGACUAAGGAGAAUCUUAUGGCCGUCUCGAAGACGCAGAGUCUGUGGAAGUCGACGGACUUCAAACCAAAGACCUUUCAGAUCGCAAGUGCUCCCAUCACUUGUAUUGAGAUCGGAAAUAGCAUCUACUUUGGGACGGACGACGGGGAGCUCCUUGCGACGUCACGCGACGCAUUUGAUCCGAAGAACUAUCAUCUCUUCAGUUCGAGUAAUGCGUCCAGUGAUUCGCGAAGUGAGUCGAAGAGUGACUUCACUGAUCGCAGUGGGUAUAUUGGGAUGAAAGAGAUCAACUCCGAGAUCUGUGUAGUUCAAAAGAGUGGGAAAGCUGGUCGGUUCUAUGGCCCGAAGAUCGAUAUGAAGGGCGCUUAUGACAAAGCCGAUUUCAGUGAUGACGGGAAGGUUGUCUUUGGGUGGAAAGAUCACAUUUUAGUCGUGCAAAUGAGCACCGGAGACGUUAUCAACAAGUUUAUGCCGCAUUUGGGGUAUGUCACACAAGUGCGACAGAUGGGGCACUUGUUUGUGUCUUCCGGAACAGACAAAUUAGUCAAAUUGUUUGAUUCGCGCAGUAAGACGAUAACGAUGGAGUUACGGGGACAUUCCACAUCAGUCAAAGGCGUGAAUGUUAUCGGAGAUUGGAGUUUGAUAUCGUGCGGGGAAGAGAAGGCGACGAUAUUAUGGGACAUACGGAUGGGCAAAAUGGUGACUAAGUCUGACGUCGCGGUCAUCCCCACGUGUAUGGGGACGUACAAUCGAAAGAUCGUGUGUGGUGGUGCAAAUGGGCAAAUCGUUUUACAAUGGAAUAAGUCGCAGUUACGUGAUCGAAGGUACAUAUUUAAAGUCCCAAAUGUACCAACCACAAUCAAUUUAGAUGAUCACACCUUACUUGUCGGUACAAAUACAGGGACUUUAUAUCAAGCCGUAGUGUAA